AUGGAUAAUAAAGAUUAAGAUGAAUUAUAUGGUUUUGAAGAGCCAGUAGAUGAUUAUAGUUCUCUUUUCGAAAUAAAAAAUGUCGUUUUAUAUAAUUUUUAACUUCCAAUAAUGUUUUUGAGUUUAUCUCGUAAAACCAUAAUAGCAAUAACCGAAGAAAAUUAAUUAAUAAGAUGGAAAUUCGACGUAGGAUUAAGUGUAUAUGAGCAAUUAAAAAUUCCUAAAAUAAAGGACGAUAGAUCUUUAGGAGGAAAAAUAGCAAAUGUAGGUGGUAAAAUAAUACCUUUUGGAAUGUUAAAAAAGAUGCAAGACGAUCGAAAAGAAGAAAAAAUAAAAUAAAAAUAAAUAGAAAAAAUAUUCCAAGAUACAGAAGGUAAUCAUUGUAUUAUUACAAAUAAUUACGGCGAUAAUUAUUAUUUACAUUACGAUUCUACAGAAGUUAUACAUAUGGCUGAAUUUAAAUAAAUUAUUAUGAGAGCUAUUAGCUUUGAUGAUCAUGUAAAAUUAGAAAGUUCUCCUUUAGGAAUAGGAAUCACACUUUUCCAUUAUGUUAUUUUAAAUAGUGAUUCAGUAACAGUUAUGUCUUAAAUUACAGAAUAAGUAGUAUUUUAUAAAGAUUUAUCUUAAAUGGGUUAAGUUUUAGGAAUAAUUAAUGACAUUAUUAUGGGAUUUUAUGACGAAGCUGUAGAAACUGCUCUUUAAUAUAAUAUGAUUGAUAUAGCUAAAAAGUAUGCUUUAAUUUAAGAAUAAAAAUGUAUAAAUACACAUUUAACAUGGAUGAAAAAAAUACUUUAAUAAACUGAUAAUGUAAAAUUCGAAGAUUUAAUUCCUUUAUUUAAUAACGAUAUGCCUUUAUCAUAAUUAAACGGAAAACUAGAAGAAAGUUUAAAAGGAUAUUAAUAAAAUAUAAAAGAAAUGAAAGAAGAAUUAGAUUGUAUAAAUGAACUUAUUGCUAAUUAAUGCCCUAAAUGUGGACCAAUUAUUGUUUAAUUGGCUUUUACUUUAUAUGAGGAAGACUCUUUAUUAGAAAUUUGA
Messenger RNA from Ichthyophthirius multifiliis, 1035 nucleotides. RefSeq lists its product as hypothetical. The record is from RefSeq and is a predicted model, not a curated record. The transcript is spliced from 6 exons. Lineage: Eukaryota; Ciliophora; Oligohymenophorea; Hymenostomatida.